UCAUCAAACCAACUCUCACACCAACGCCAAAUACCAAAUCAAAUCAUCAAAACUCUCAGAAUUCAUCAUCAAUCCGGUUCAAAAUCACUCCGGCCACGGCAAAACCAUCAAAUCCGGUUCAAAAUCAUGGGUAAAUCUUCAAGAAUUACCCUAUUUUCAUGCAUUUUCUUGAUAUUCUUCCUCGUACAAUCUUCAGCACAAGUAUGCCGAUCCUUAUCCUUCUCCAGCAACCAAAAUUUCGCAACAUGUAACGAUCUUCCGCAUCUAAACGCGUAUCUCUACUGGAAUUACGACCCCUCAACCAUGACGGCCGAAAUCGCCUUCCGAAGAACGGGAACCACGACCAACAACUGGGUGGCUUGGGGUCUCAAUCCGUCCGGUCCACAAAUGCUUGGAACGCAAGCAAUCUUAGCUUUCCAUGACUCUGCCGGUAGACCCACGGCUUAUCCAACCGCCAUCAACUCACUUGCUCCGGCGAUGCAGCGGGGGAAUUUGAGCUUCGCAGUCUCGAAUGUUAGAGCGGAGUAUUCGAACAAUGAGAUGAUUAUUUUUGCGAGUCUGCAGCUUGAUAAUAGUUUGGUUUCUACUACGCAAGUUUGGCAAGUUGGUACUAUGUCCGGAGCUAAUUUCAAUCAGCAUGCUAUGGAUACCGCUAAUAGAGCCUCUGUUGGGUCUAUUAAUUUCGCCACCGGGACCACCGUCGCCGGAAGCGCUCCGAGCAGCAGUAAAAAGAACGUUCAUGGUGUGCUAAAUGCAGUGAGCUGGGGAGUAUUAAUGCCAAUGGGAGUGAUGAUGGCCAGAUAUUUAAAGGUGUUCAAGGUGGCAAAUCCAGCGUGGUUUUAUGCACACGUGGCAUGCCAGUCAUCAGCAUAUAUUAUUGGUGUUGCUGGAUGGGGUACUGGUCUUAAACUCGGCAGUGACUCACCUGGUAUUAAGUAUAGCAAGCACAGAAACAUUGGAAUCACCCUAUUUUGCUUUGCUACCCUUCAGCUAUUUGCAUUGCUAUUGAGGCCAAAGCCAGAUCACAAAUACAGAUUAUACUGGAACAUGUACCACCACGCAAUCGGAUACGCAACCAUCAGUUUGAGCAUCGUCAAUGUCUACGAAGGACUCGACAUAUUGGACCCCGAAAAGAAAUGGAAACGUAUUUACACCGGCGUUAUCAUAUUCUUGGGUGCCUUGGCAGUUGUUUUAGAGGCGAUCACAUGGUUCAUCGUUAUUAAACGAAAGAAAACCGCUGCCUCCGAUAAACAUACCAACGGAACUAAUGGUUAUAAUGGCGUUUAGAUUAUGAAUGAUACUGUAAUUUAUCUUCUAUACUUUAGCUACACAUACCCGUCUUUGAGGUGGUGUUGAUUCUUUUUUAUUUUCGAGUAUUUAUACGGAGUUACUUAUGUAUUUUUUUGUAGAAAUUAGUUGUUUUGUGGUGAUUAGUAACAUUGUAAUAUACGAUAGAUAUUAUAUUGGAUUGCUUUACAUUUAUUA
Mercurialis annua (annual mercury) is the source of this 1485-nucleotide messenger RNA. RefSeq names its product cytochrome b561 and DOMON domain-containing protein At5g35735-like. Lineage: Eukaryota; Viridiplantae; Streptophyta; Magnoliopsida; Malpighiales; Euphorbiaceae. The record is from RefSeq and is a predicted model, not a curated record. The transcript has 3 exons. Bases 127 to 1287 code for a protein of 386 amino acids.